AUGGCGCAAGGCCCUCCAAAAACCCUGUCGCCCCAAGUCAUCCCCAACCUCAGUGUACACUUCUCGAUUUUGCGCAUGCUUGCGCCACGCAUCGUCGGUGGCCUUGAUUUGUGCGUGUCAUCCUUGCUCAGGGGUCAUGCUACAUAUGCCAGCAUGAACACCGACAAACCUUUUGCAAGAAGCACUAUGACAUCUGCCACGUAUGCCGCGGGGACCACGUCAGUGAGCCUAGCCGAGGUCGUUUGCGACUUGGUCGUUGGGCGCCGGGAUGAGUGCGUGGAUGUGGGCAAGAAGCUAGACCAGGCCAAGGAUGACGUGAAGAACAUCCAGAAGGCGGCAAAAAAAUCGGGAGGAGGCGGAAAAAACUCUGAGCCGAAGCCAGGUCUGGGUGAAGGUGGCUCAGUUUGCGCUUCAUGUCAGCUGGCAGCUCUGUCUGCACUACCGCGAAGACACCCUGGACAUGCUGACAGCUGGUGA
This is a messenger RNA of Symbiodinium natans, 477 nucleotides long. Lineage: Eukaryota; Dinophyceae; Suessiales; Symbiodiniaceae. The record is from the annotation of a GenBank genome assembly.